UCUCUCUCUAUCUCUCUCUCUGGCUCGCCUUCUCUAACAGAGCCUCUCCUUUAGACCGUUGAUCCUCAAUCUAUCUCCUCCCUGAAAGAAAGUUUCGGACUUUUUUUUUGUUUUUCUCUGGGAGCAAUGGGGAAGAAUCAAGCGUACAAGGCUAUGCAGAGAUCCAGGGUUGGCUCCGCCUCAGCUCAGCCCGAUGAGGUUGAAGAUGGAAUGGUGGAUGGUUCAUUUCAUACACCAGAGUGGCAUGCGGCUCGUUUGGCUAGUCUCAAGACUACCCACACCAUCACCUGGGAAGAGUACAAAAGUAAGCAAAAGGAAGAAGAGAUGAAAAAGGGAGAACUUGAAGCAGAUACCGAUAAACUGAUGCAUGAGUAUAGAGCUCAGCUAGAUGCAGAAAGGUCCUUGAAACUCUCCAAGGGGAGGAACUAUUCUAGUGAUAAGUCCCAUAAAGAUAAGAAAGACAGAGAUUCAAAGAAGAAAAGAAGCAAAAAGAGAAAGCAUUAUUCAUCCUCAGAGUCUUCAUCUAGUAGCGAUGAAGAAGAAUCUAGAAGAUCAAGAUCAAGUUCUAGAAGAUCAAGAUCAAGUUCUAGAAGAUCAAAGAAGGAGAAGAAGCACAAGUCCAGCAGAGACAAACACUCUAGCAAAACUAAAGACGAUGGCCCUGUACCACUCUCUAGAUUCUUUGGCAAUCUAAAGAGUUGACAAUUGACAUGAACAAACAUGCAAAAGAACCAUUGCAAGAGUAAUAGAUCUU
Molecule: messenger RNA, 754 nt
Organism: Brassica oleracea var. oleracea
Lineage: Eukaryota; Viridiplantae; Streptophyta; Magnoliopsida; Brassicales; Brassicaceae
Product: protein FAM133B-like
Exons: 5
Coding region: 127-702 (191 amino acids)
Source: RefSeq, a predicted model, not a curated record